Pimephales promelas (fathead minnow) is the source of this 983-nucleotide messenger RNA. RefSeq names its product protein CutA homolog. The record is from RefSeq and is a predicted model, not a curated record. Gene Ontology annotation, biological process: response to metal ion. Gene Ontology annotation, molecular function: copper ion binding. NCBI's taxonomy places the organism in Eukaryota, Metazoa, Chordata, Actinopteri, Cypriniformes, Leuciscidae.
CAAUCGAACAAGCAUGACAUUAAUUGUAGAACAAAACAAUUGUAACAGUCAGAAGCAGCACUUAAGGUGAUUAGGUUUUCAAUCCUCUUAUGAUGAGACCCGCGUGCUCCGCUCUUCAUUGGAAGCCCCGGCGUAUCCGGAUACGAGCGUCACUCAAUCAGCAUCGAGCGCGACACGCAGCCGCUUUUAGGAAAUGCCCAGAGACCCGUACUGCCCGACGCACUUUGAUGUGUUGUAGUGAACCUGCUGAACACCCUGCGAGGCUGCGAACUGUUUUGCGCACAGACGCCGAUACUUGACGGGCGAUGUAACUUUUACCCUCGUCGAAUAAAUAUGCAAGAGACCAAACCGGAUUGCUUCUUCCAGCGAAAUUCCAAGGGCAUGUCUUCGGCUGUCACUCGAUCGGGAUUUGUGGUCUUUUGCGUGAUUUUAGUCCUGACGCUUGCCCUAUACCCUGUGCUGAAGACCCUGGGUGUUCAUAUUCAUUCUGCCAUCACAGGAGGCUUUGUGGCCGGAUAUCAUUCUGUGCUGCUUCUCAACUGUCCUACUGAACAAACUGCUAGAGAUAUUGGCAGGAGCAUCAUGGAGAAAAGGCUGGCAGCAUGUGUGAAUAUAUUUCCUCGCACUACCACUAUGUACUACUGGAAAGGAGAUAUUCGGGAUGCCACAGAAAUUCUUCUGCUUGUGAGGACAAGAACAUCUCUGGUCCAGAGACUUGUGGCUUACCUAAAAGCUGUGCAUCCAUAUGACAUUCCAGAAAUCAUCAGUUUUCCUAUUGAUGAUGGAAGCCAGCACUACCUGAAGUGGAUGGAUGAUGCAGUCACUGAUAUUUGAUACAUUUCACUGUCUGCAGUCCAAUGAAGAAGCUCCCUGUUGGAAACUCUGCAUGUAGAAAGAUAUGUGGAAGCGUGAGAACAAAUUCUCAGGUUAAUCGGAACCCUGGCCCAUACACUCUAAAAAAUGCUGGGUUGUUUUAACCCAAU